This is a messenger RNA of Anastrepha ludens (Mexican fruit fly), 3594 nucleotides long. RefSeq lists its product as uncharacterized. Lineage: Eukaryota; Metazoa; Arthropoda; Insecta; Diptera; Tephritidae. The record is from RefSeq and is a predicted model, not a curated record. The transcript is spliced from 3 exons. The coding region runs from base 1 to 3594 and encodes 1197 amino acids.
AUGUCGAAUUCUACUAAAACGCGCGAUUCCGCUCUCAAUGCCAUUAAACGGUAUAUGGCAAAAAGUAUUGAUGAGGCAUUCACUAUGGAUGCAGAGAAUAUUGCAAGCUAUCUUCAGUUAUUGAGUGAACAGUGGGUUCGUUUUAACGUUGCUCAAGACGCUGUAGAAAUUACUUGUGGUGCCGAUGUUAUUGAAAUUGAAGAAAAUGUGCGUAUCCAAGCCGAAACUUGGUACUCUACAGCUUCAGCUAACUUUAGCCGCGUGAAAAAUUGUCGUACUAAAUCGCAAGAUAGCUCCACAAAGGCAUCUGUGUCCACGGUUAUACGUUUACCGAAAAUGGAGUUGCCCACAUUCUCCGGUGACUCUACAGAAUGGAUUGGUUUUUUCGACGCGUUUUCUUCGUUAGUUGAUAAUAACUCUGCUUUAUCAGAUGGACAAAAGUUGCACUAUCUCCGAAGCUGCUUGAAAGGUGACGCGUUGAAAAUUAUCAGUGGUUUUAAAAUAUGUGACGCAAAUUACGUUGAAGCUUGGGGUCUAUUAACAUCGCGGUAUAAGGUUAUUCGUGUAAUUGUGGAAUCUCACCUUCGCGCGUUGGCUGAAAUUAAAAGAGCUACGCAUGACAAUGCUGACGCGAUCAAAGGUGUAAUUGAUGCGUUCCAACAGCAUAUUCGCGAGCUUAAAGCGUUGGGUCGUCCGAUUGAGUUUUGGGAUGAUUGGUUGGUACAUGAGGUCGUCAGUAAGUUGGCAUUCGAAACGCGUAAGCAGUGGGAGUUAUCGCUCGUUAGUGAUGAUCCUCCAUCUUUUGAGCAACUAAUAACAUUUUUAGAGAUAAGAUGCCGAUCGUUAUCGAUGUUUUCGUCGUCAACAACAUCAGUACCAAUUAAGGUUAAAACUGCAUUAGCAAGCAAGUCGACAAAUGUGUUCCACACGUUGGAAAAAUUUCGUGAAUUGGACUUGUCUACAAAAUCACAGUUCGUGAAGCAAGGUCGCAUAUGCUUCAACUGCUUAAGUUUAGGUCACUAUAAAGACCGUUGUAAUAGUGCUUCCACUUGCCGUAUGUGUAAACAACGUCAUCACACUCUGUUGCACGGUGCUUUGCAGUCAACGACCGUUACCGCAGUGAACAAUUACGCGACGCAUUCGUUAUGCGCUGCUGACGCCACAUCAAAGGUAAGCGCAAAAGCUUUUGAACUUCCAGCAAGCGUCGACGUUCCACGCGUUUCUUCAUGCUUGAACUCGAGCUCCAAUCCACCCAUAGCUGUAGAAAGAGUUGUGCUGUUAUCCACCGCAUUAGUGAAGGUACGCGACUGUUCUGGUAAUUGGCAGCCCGCACGUGCACUUUUCGAUUCUGGUUCACAUGCUUCCUUUGUAACCGAAGCGUGUGUGCAACGCUUAGGCCUGCCACGAUCAACAUCUGAAGUUAACAUUACUGGAAUUGGGUCAGCGCAAGGAGGACGAGCUAGAGGUGAAGUAUCACUUUCUCUUUCUUCUUUCUCUACAAAUCAAUGCUUUACUGUCAAAACGUUAAUUCUGUCUAAAAUUACAAGCGACUUGCCAACACAGACUAUAGCUACUUCAUCGUGGCCACAUAUCCGAGGUUUGUUUUUAGCCGAUCCCCAUUUUAUGAAGCCUGGACGGGUCGAUAUAUUGAUUGGAAUGGACGUUAUGGAUCAACUGAUCCGUACAGAACUUCGUAAGGGUCCAUCUGGAGCUCCUAUGGCUCAACUGACGGUCGUUGGGUGGACUCUGUUUGGAAGCGUGAAUGGAUCUGAGCCUGAUAUGCCACGCUUACAGUCGUUACAUUGCGAUGUUCAUUUGGAUCGAGCAUUGAACAAGUUAUGGGAGUUAGAGGAAGCUCCGCAAAAAACGUAUCUUACGCAUGAGGAGCGUUACUGUGAAGACCAUUUUGAAACAACGCAUCGAAGGGAACCUAACGGACGGUUUGUCGUCGAAUUGCCGCUGAAGCCCGAUGUAGCUCUGGGAGAGUCGCGAAACUUUGCUAUCCGGAAUUUGUUACGACUUGAAAGAAGACUCGCUUGUGACUCCGAUCUUCGUUUACGCUACAAUGAAUUCAUGAAUGAACUUAUUGACAUGAAACAUAUGCAGGUCACGUCAGAGACUAUGAAUCCAACGUAUUAUAUGCCUCAUCAUCCUGUUUUAAAGGAAAGUAGUACCACGACCAAAUUGAGGGUUGUAUUUAACGCGUCCGCAAAAUCAACUUCCGGAAAUUCGCUGAAUGACGCAUUAUUUAUAGGACCUCAAUUGCAGGAAGAUUUAUACUCCAUCUUACUUCGCUUUAGAACACACCGCUAUGCUGUAACAGCAGAUGUCGCCAAAAUGUAUCGUCAAAUCUGUGUAUCCUUAAAACACGCCGAUUUGCAACGCAUCGUAUGGCGUAACCACCCAUCCCUGCCUAUCCAAGAUUUUCGCAUGGUUCGCGUAACGUACGGAGUGGCAGCUGCGUCUCAUCUAGCUAUCCGAUCACUUCAACAGACGGCAAGAGAUUCGUCGAAUGGUUGUGCUAGGGCUGUUAGUGUUAUUCUCAAGGGUUUUUACAUGGAUGAUCUACUUACUGUUGCAUCUAGUAAAGAAGAACUUCGAUUGUUGCAGCAAAAUAUUUCCGAAAUAUUGAGGGAAGGGGGGUUUGAACUUCGUAAGUGGGCAUCGAACUGCGCUGAACUAAUCGCAAGCAUUUCCAAUGCAUCUACGAACAUAUCACAUUAUAUUGUCGACGAUAAGGAUGUUCAUGCUUUAGGUCUUAUCUGGAACACAGAAGGAGACUAUCUCACGUUUGUUAUUAACUUGAGGGAACCGCCAGUUAAGUUGACCAAGCGCAUGUUUCUAUCAGAUGCAAACAUAUGGCGCACUAAGGUAGGUUGGGAUGAUAUCAUUCCUGAGUCUAUCGCAACGAAGUGGUUGGAGCAUCGCAUAGAGCUCAAGCAAUUGGCACAUUUGAAGGUGAACCGUUGGUUUGGUACUGAAGUAGCUGGGUCAUUUACGCAAUUGCACGUAUUCGCAGACGCGUCCGAGCGCGCUUACGCCGCUGUCUUGUAUUCACGAACAACACAAAGCGACGGUAGCAUUACUGUGUCAUUAAUUUCGUCGAAAACCAAGGUAGCUCCGCUUAAGCCGACAACGUUGCCAUGUCUUGAAUUAUGCGCCGCUCAUCUUGCUGCUAAACUAGUGCGAAGCGUGCUGCACUGCUGGUCUGAACUCCGUUAUCCGCUUUUCGCUUGGACUGAUUCUACUAUAACAUUGGCAUGGUUACAAGCUCACCCCAGCAGAUGGGUGACAUUUAUAGCCAACCGCGUAGCUGAUAUUCAAGAAGUUUUGCCUCCCGAAUGUUGGAACCACGUUCGUUCUGAACAGAAUCCUGCAGAUUGUGCUUCAAGAGGUAUAACUCCCUCCGAAUUAUUACGUCAUCAAUUGUGGUGGGCUGGUCCUAUUUUCCUGAAAAGCACUGAACAAUUGUGGAAGCAGAAAAAAUCUAAAGAGCACACUACAGAGCUGGGCAUACGAAAGAGUAUUCGUGCCCAUGUGAUUAAUUCUACAGAUUAUUGGUCCGUGAUGACAAAAAUACUCAUCGUAUUCUAA